Arachis ipaensis is the source of this 886-nucleotide messenger RNA. RefSeq lists its product as uncharacterized. The record is from RefSeq and is a predicted model, not a curated record. NCBI's taxonomy places the organism in Eukaryota, Viridiplantae, Streptophyta, Magnoliopsida, Fabales, Fabaceae.
CAUUCUUCAAUUCUUCUGCAAUGGGUGAGGUUGAUCGAUGGUCAAACAUUCAUCAAGAUUUGUUAAAAGAAAUUACAAAGCCGUUUCAUUCAUAUGACAAUGACUACCUUCAACAACGCUUCGUUUGUAAGCAAUGGAACUUGAAGCUUCCAAAGAUUCCUAAUGGCAACAAAGUUCCGUGGCUGCUACUACCUAUUGGUGGUGGUGGUGGUGCUGCUAAAGAAUCUUUUGAAGAAUUUCAUUCUCGUGAAGAGGAGGACAUUUACCAUAUCAUGCAAUUACCUACCAUUGACGAACAAAUUCUUGACACAGGUGGUCUUGAAGAGGAGGGGAUUUAUCAUCUUAUUCUACCAGAGCUGCAAGACAACAAAAUAUGUGGUUCUUGUCAUGGAUGGGUGAUAAUCGUAAUGGUACAUGAAGAUAGCAUGUGUAAGGAACACCCAUCAGACUUUGCUUCGCGUCAUGACCUUGGCAUCUUCAAUUUGGAAGAUGGGAGUUUCAAAAGAUUGUUAACAGAUGUGAAUUUUUUUUGUUCCCCUGUUUGGGUAUUAUCCUAAGUUUUUUUUGUUCUUUUCUGUUUUGACCUUGGACUUUUAAGCCUUUGCUAUUAAUUUUUUGUUUUAUUCUUCCUUUGAUUAAGACAUGUUUAUCGCCUUUUUUAUUAUUAGCAUACAAGUUUGUUCGUUAUUUUACAUUUAAUUAUAUUUUAGUCAAAUAUUGUUUGUUCUCUUCACCGUGUUCUUUGGAGUUCUUUUUAAUAAAUCAUAUAUAAUACACUGUUGUAUAUAUGAUGUGUGAGAUAUGAAAUACACAAAGCAUGUUUUUAUUUCUUAAAUCUUGUAAAUUAAAAGAGGGGUAAGUAGAAAUUGUUUAGUUAAAACAUGCG